CAGAGAGGCCACCAAGUACAUCGAGACAGCGCUGGUGAUCGACAAGGCGAUGUUCGAUAAGAGGAACGGAAGUACCAGGAUCGACGUAGUGCAUGAUUCCAUACAGGUGGCGAAUAUUGCCGAUUUGUACUUCAGGACUUUGAACACAAGGGUGUCAGUGGUUUACGUGGAAACUUGGCAAGGAGAGGAUCAAGCUACAAUCAACCCGAACGAAGACAUAGGCAGAGCACUCUCCAAUUUCAACGACUACACAGCCAGGAACCUCUUCAAAGUGGACAAGGACACCACACAACUCCUUACUGGGCAAGUAUUCAUCGGCGGGGAGGCAGGAAUGGCAGUACCCGCCACUGUUUGCACCCCAAAAUCGGUUGGAAUCAGCGUCGAUAUCAACACCUACGAACCCCAUCUGCUAGCUGGAACUAUGGCUCACAUGAUCGGUCAUAACAUCGGUAUGGGUCACGACGAUGGCAGAGAAGAAUGCUUCUGCCGAGACUGGCAUGGUUGUAUCAUGGCGCAAGCGAUAGUAGGGCUUGAUAACGUGCAGCCUUACAAAUUUUCGGAGUGCAGCAAGUCGGACUACAUCGACAGGCUCAGGACUGGAAACGGGAUAUGUCUUCUCAACAAACCCAACGAGCUAACGGAUCACAAGAAUUGCGGAAACGGUAUAGUGGAAGAAGGCGAAGACUGCGACUGUGGCAGCAUAGAGAACUGCCACAAGGUCAACCCGUGCUGUGACCCCAUCACCUGCAAACUAACCAAAGAAGCUCAAUGUGCCUCCGGCUCCUGCUGCGAGGACUGCCGGCUGAUCGAAGACGGCGUUGUUUGCAGGGAAGCCACUAAUGAUUGCGAUCUGCCGGAACACUGUACGGGCAUGUCGGGGGAAUGUCCGGUGGAUGUCUUCAGGAAGAACGGGAGUCCGUGCGGCCAGGACAGCGGAUUCUGCUUCGACGGGGUGUGCCCGACGUUGACAUUACAGUGUGAGCACAUCUGGGGAUACGGUGGAAUUGCUGCUGACGAUCAAUGUUUCGAGCAAUUCAACUCGAAGGGCUCCAUCAACGGGCAUUGCGGCAGAGGAGCCGAUGGCAGAUUCCUGAAAUGCGCUCCUGAAAAUGUCAGGUGCGGUUCUUUGCAGUGUGCACACGGCAGCAGGUAUCCAGUGGUGGCAGGAUUGGAUCAACCUCAGGACCAUUCCAGGACGAUCAUAUCCAUGAAAGGACGCGAAUACGAAUGCAAGGCGACAACCAGUCAAAAAGGUCAGCCAGGAAAAGUAGGCGAAGAUCUUCCUCACUUGGGUUUGGUGAGAGAUGGAACGCCGUGUGGAGAGAACCUCAUUUGCCUUAAUCAAACCUGCAGCAGCAUAUUUCCUCACCUCAAGCAGGACAAAUGCCCUUCCAAUCAACCCAACAUAGAAUGUUCCGAACAUGGGUUCUGUACGAAUCAAAAUAAAUGCUACUGCGAAGUGGGUUGGACUGGUACCGAUUGCUCAAUACAAUUAGAAGUGACCGUUGCUCCACCACUGCCAACUCCACCAUCCGAUAUAUCUCCGACCAAUCUACAAGAACACAUGAGGAAAAAAGAAACCCCCUACGGUGCCCACGAAAAGGGUAACCUGAGCACGCUAGCCAUGGUUUUCAUCUUGGUAGGCGUGGUGAAGGGCGUCUUCAUUUGUUUCGCAGUAGUAGCCGUCUGUUACAGGAAGACGACUGUUAGGAAAUACGAAAAGGCGUACAAACAACCUAUUCAGAAAAACUACAUGCUCUCGGCGGGAAAUCACUCUCAAGAGGACAGUUUAGAUAAUGCUAACAAGAUUCUAACGCUCGGUCCUGGCAGUGUUACAUCCUUCUGUCGAGCUGAUUCCCAGAGGGUGCUAUUCAGACCUGCAAACCAUAUGGGUUCUGGAGGAUCAUCACAUUUCCAAGACAAAUUACAGCAGCUGAAGAGAAUUGGAGUAGGUUCAGCAAGUGAAGAUGAUCAAACGAUAUCAGGCGAGGACGAAACUGUUUCCUUCAUCGACCUCCAGCACAACAACCUCAAACUACCCGAGAAGAAGGGCAUCCUCAAGAAGCACGACUACGGCCUGAUGAUGGGCGAUGGUAAAGAAACAUGGGCGGACGGCUCACCAGCAGAAGAGCUAGCCGACGCUGGCAUGGCUCAGCUGAUGACCGGUUCAGGGGCUCAGGACGUCGAACGGACGCUGAAGACGCUCAACGGGUACCACGAUGACAUCAUCAAGGCGCUGAGGAACGCCGCCUCUCAUCGCGGUACGACGACGCCUAGCGGCAGUACCGGCGCUCUCAGCGAGGAGCUGUUGCGGAGGAGUUUGGCGCAGUGUGCUGAGAGCUACUCGGAUUACAAGAGGAGCGGGAGUAAAGAGGAUAUAUGCGAGCAACAGGUGGUGAUAGAACACGAAGAAGAAGACGAAGACGACGUGCUGCCCGUCGGUCCCCUUCGGAUUCGCAACCUGGAGGACCUCAUCAGGCAGCUACAGCAUCACUCGCGGCACAUGAGCCCGAGCGGCUCCGAGGACAUCCGAAUGUCCGAAACCGAAGCCGAUCGGCAUUAUCGACAGGAGUCCUCCUCGGCUUGCAGCGAGAGCUCCCACCAAUCGCACAGGGACGCUCGAUUCGUCUACGGUCGCUACAGGCAACCAACUGGUCGAAUGCCUUAUCCCCAUCCCUUGAGCCACCAUCAGGCCGAGGAGGAGAGUAUUUAUGAAUCGGCUGACCAUGAUAGAGGGGCACCUUGUGGAGAUAUCCCUGACAGUGAAAGUGAUGAAUUUAUUCAAGCUCAACAACAGCUAGCCCGUUGGGCCAGUGAGGAUGCGGUGGGGCAGACGACUGCCAGCGCAAGCGUCAGCGGCGUCGCUGUCAGCGUCGUGCCCCGCGAGUACUACCCUUCGCCGAGCAGCUCCACCAGCGAGGAGCCGCCCAGCAUCGCGCGGGCGCCCGCGCAUGCACCCGGCGCACUCCUGCCCCAGCAUCCCGACCACGCCACCAUCCACAGGCCGAAGAGGUAUCCGGAAUAUAAACACUGAUAGUGACUGAACGCCGCUGGCGUGGCGACACGGUCGACGUUUGAGCCGUGUUCGACGUAUACGCGUGCGCGGUUCCACGGUAGGGGGCGGGGCUUGACGUUGCCGAGGCGGUUGAGCGUUCAGUCGGACGAGAACAGGAUGUGAGAUCGGCGAGCAACUGGUCGGACGGAAGGCUGAACGGGCGAUCGCCUUUCUGCGUUCAGAGUUCGGUCCGACCAGCGAGAGUUGAGCAGUCGGACCGAAGACUGAACGCUUGUUGACCGCCAUUGUGCGAUCAGGGUUCGGUCCGACCAGCGAGAGCUGAACAGUCGGACCGAAGACUGAACGCUUGAUGACCGCCAUUGUUCGUAAAGGGUUCGGUCCGACCAGCGAGAGCUGAACAGUCGGACCGAAGACUGAACGCUUGAUGACCGCCAUUGUGCUUUAAGGGUUCGGUCCGACCUGGUGCCCGAUUCUCGAAUCCGUUGGAAUUUGUUUCCAUGUGGAAAAACACGAUAUUUCCCAUGGAAAUUUGAGAUGAUUUUUUCUUGAAAUAUUGUAUGGGAAACCAUUCUUACACACAUUUCAAGAGAACUGCUUCCCACGGUAAUUUGGAAGUGGCUGAAAUACUCGCUACGAGACUAGGUUAGGUUAGGUUCGAUGUGAGUGGGGCGAAUACCUUCCCUCCACUGCGACCCCAGAUAGGUCCAUUGUGGCUCACCCCUAGAGGUUACAGUUCACCGUACAAUCCACAUCUUUUUACAUAGUUCAUGGUUGAAUUGGGUGAGAUUUGUCUGAAAUCGAUAGGUUCUAAAUUGGUGAAGCCAAAUGUGCCGAAACUUAGUCAUUCUAAGCUAGAGCAUGAACAUAAAAUGUGUUCAGCCGUUCCGUCUUCCACACAACAGAACCGACAGUCCGUUUGUUGGUUCAGACCCAUCCUUCCCAGGUGGUAUCUUAGACGACAGUGUCCCGUAAGCAGUCCAGUCAGAAUUCGCAGGUUACCCCUGCUCCAUUCUAGGAUCUGCCUGGUUAUUUUUUCUGAUGGUUCAGGCAGGAACGCCUUCGAAUGGGUUAAUCCUGGUAAUUCAGACCAGUACGUGAGUGUUUUUCCCUCCGCCCAGCCCGAGAUAGUUGUUUCCGACACACUUGCGGUGACUCCAAAAUAUGGUUCUGGUCCUGCUACGAGACUAAGAAGAAGGUUUCUGUCUAGAAGGGACCCAUUUGAGUGUUUGUCUGCUGUACAAUUCAUUAAAGUUUUUCGUUUGUCCAAAGACAUUACUAGAAAAUUGAUAGGUACUUUAUAAUCCCUCAAGUGAAUUGGGGGUGAAAUUUUCCUUCUCAAGUCCUCAAAGCCCUCCAUUAUUUCUAUUAAAAGUCUCUUUUGCUCUUUGCUAGUACUAUCACCUCGUGGUUUUUCAAUAUUAUUGUUUGUAUCCAUAUCCAUUUGGAUCAAAGGACAUAUAGUAAAUAUACAAUAUUACACAAUAAUCUCACCGUCGCAAAAUCAUAUUAUGAUAUAACUUCAAAAUUAGUCAAAAUCGAAAUGUCAACAUUUCAUUUUAGUCAUCCACCAAUUACCAACAUGAAUUCCACCUAUUUCAUUGGUGAAUUCUUGUAAGCUCAAGAAACUAUCUGCGACAUACGGCACUUUUUCAAUACCCUGGGAAAAAUGAUUCCAUCUGGUUCAAGAAUAGGUUUCAUGACAAAUUCUUAUCUCCUAUGUGAACUGAACGCAUUGUAUCAUUCUCCUAUAGGAUCGAACUCCUACAGAUUCGAGAAUCGGGCCCCUGUGCGAGGUGAACGGUCCGACCGAAGACUAAACGCUGGAUGAUCGAGAUCUAUCAAUAUUGUGCGUUUAGGGUUCGGUCCGACCAGGGACAGAUGGAAGGUCGGACCGAAUACUAAACGCUUCAUAAUCACGAUGCCUAGCGGGAAGUAUGGUUGAAUCCAGAUGAUCGGGUUUUAUUUAAUGAUCACGAGCUCUGUCAUUCAAUGAAGUUGACCUCAACAAACUGUAAAGUAACCUAUCGCCCUUCAAACAGAGCUCGUCAUCAUUUCACUAUACCAGAUCUUGCAAAAAUUAGAUUAUGUUGAGCAGAAGAAUGAGCGACGUUUAACAGGACUAGAAACCAAUUCGAUAAUACUUGUUCACGCCGUGUAGAUAGAAAAAUCGAAACUUUGUUCGAAACUGUAAAUGAGAAUGGAAACUCGCAGGCACUGAGGGCAUAUUGAUAGUAUGAGUAGACAGUAUCAUUGAAUAUGAAUUUGUUCAAUUCAAAAUUUCGAAUGCUUCCAAUAAUAUGGACCGAAUUAUUCCAUUUCAAGAUGCGAUCAGGUGAGUUUACCCAACAUUAAAUUUGUCUAAUCUAUUAGCCGAUAUUCAAUAACAUGCUCAGUAGUUAUUUUGAAGUCAGUGAUCUCACUCUAGUAGUAUUGAAAAGAUCUAGUUACCAAAAAUAUACCAAAGCUUAGAGACAUUAUAUCUCACUGUUCAUUAGUUAUCACACGUUACCGUUGAUUGAUCGUCUGGGGAGUUUUCAUCUUCUCUGUGGUUAUUGAUUGAUUGAAAGAAGAACUUCAAACCCAAACAUGUUUCCAUAUGUUUUCGUACGAAGGAAUGCUCAGUUCGCCUCAAGAAUCAAAAGGAGAUAAUUUCGAACGAAUAAUAGAUGUUGUAAAUAUUAGGAUGUUUAAAAGUGCCAAAUUAACUACGUUAUACGUACCUACGCUGAAACUGUGAAGUGGUUAUUCGUUGUGCAUCAAAGAUGACUGUAGUAUCCUGACAAUAUAUCGACGCUUCGAUACGAUGCAGGUUAUACUAUCCGUUAGACAGGAAUUUGUUUCGGAAUUUCCGCCCGCCUCAUCAUCAGAUCAUUGUAAAGACUGACGACAUUCGGACUACCGUGAUUCCUAUUCGGAGUGAUACAAACAUAUAGACGUAUUGAGUGUUGUGCAGUCGAUUAAGCGACUGACUUUUAUAGCUGUUGAUUUGUUUGAAAAUAUAUAAUUGAUGCUGUGCGAGAUGAUGUGUGGUCAUGGCCGAACAUAUCUAUCUAGAAUAAAUGAGAAACCUCAUUGGCCUGAUUGCUAUGAUGUCAUACUCCAUAUUCACAACGAAGGAGAAGUUCUUUUUCCCCAAUGACCUUUGCGAAACUCUGAUACACUAUGGAGAAACUUUAAACUAGAGAAAUUUAACGGUUCUGUUCAAAUGGUAUCACAUAAGCAGCAAAGCGGAUGGAAUCGAAGCCAACUAGGUUUUUCAUUCAAUGGUUUGAUCUCCUAAAAUAAAACAGUUAGGAUCAUCUACUUAUAUGUAUGACAUAAAAUGUGUUAUCCAUGUUAGGUCGCCAAUACCAUGCAUCGUCUGUAAAACGCACUAGUCAAGUCUUUGCAAAACCAGGAAGAGAAUUAAGUUCAUCUUUCGCUGUCAAUAUUUUCAUAGCCUGAGGCUGAAGUAAAACAAUUCAAUAAUCGAAAAUUUCAUAUUACUGUAAUAUUUUCUAUAUCGAAAAUCCAUUGUGACGUAUUGUUUGGUUCCAGCUCAAGUCAAUCUGUAGUAUUUACUGAUAAAAAUAUUGACGAAAAACGAAAAAGACUAGUUCAUUCUCUUCUUGGUGGAGCCCAGACACCGUGCACUUUUUUGGUGCAUGCAUAAUUCUAAAUUCGUGGGUUACGUCACAUUUGAAUAGUCCCGAUUUUGCCUUAGUUGUCAGCACACUCGUUUACCUAGCCAGAAGAAGCCAGUCACUAUAGAGAAAUACGAGUCCUUCAUCGAUUUCGGAGUUUUAUUUUCUGGUGGAUUUCCUAGCUAGACCAGCAAAUCUUUCAGACAUUGUGGUCAAGUGACGUCACCCAUAACACAUGAUAUUUCUUCCUCCUUCAUAUUGAGAAACUACGCUGCUACGAGUAAAGCGAUAGCUUAGUGGUCUAAGUAUCUGACUUCCACGUUGGUGACUGGGGUUCAAUCUCUGCGAGGCGUCAAUUUUUUUUCAGUUUUUUUUUCACUCAAUUAAUUUUUCAAAAAUAUACUUUUCAGGAAAAAGUUCUCGAUGUUUUUGGUGAAAAUAGUUUUUUUCAUGCAAUUUUUUUCCAUACUUAUUCUCAUAUAAGUACCUUGGAUGAAUAUUAGGAAGGAAACACUACAUAUUCGAAAACAAAUUGUCCCUGGACUAGGUAUAAUGUCUUGAUUAUCACUCAGUCCUUUCAUAACGAUCCUCCAAAAAUCGAAAACAUUUGCAAUCGAUGGUUAGCUCAUUUUUUGCUUAAAUGACUGGCUUGAAACUUGAAGGCUUCGAAGACGAACUAUGCUCACCACAUUAUUACGAACUUUUUCGGUGACGGAAAGAUUUUUUAUUGUAGUUUGUAAGUUAGUCACAAAUUCUAUUUAGCGAUAAACUACACAGUGCCGAGUAGGUAUGGCCUAAAUUUCAUCAUUAAAAAGGAUUUCGUUUGUUGAAGUGGGUUCCAACAGAAUUGAUAACAUACCAACAAUCUAAGAAUUCUCCACACACCGAAAUGUAUUUUUCUUAUAGGUAUUGGUACAAAAAUCUGAUUUUCGCUACUAUAUAUACAACUCCUACUGAAAAAACAAUUUCAGAAUAAUUUGAUGUUCUGCUAAAAGUCAGAAUUACAAGGCCAUAUGAUGUAUUGAUCUCGAAUUAUUAAGUUUUUCUCGGAUAUACAGUGAGUAUCAGCCAAAUGGAAUAAAUUCGCAAGGACAAAAAAACAGCACUCACCCAAAAUGAAUAUUUGAUAGUGGCAAGUCAAAACUAGUAUACUAUUUGGGACAAAGAAACAAGUUAUUAAUUACAAAAAUAUUUGUGUUCUUGAGAAAGUACACCUGCCACUAUUAACCUGUUCCAUUGAAUUUCAGAUUGAUAACCUUCAGUGAACACAGCACUUGUCAUCAGACUUAUCCACUUGUCAUUAGUGACUUAUUCACUUGUCAGUAGUGACUUAUUCACUUGUCAGUAGUGACUUAUUAUUGUUCAUUUGCGAUUAGUGACUUAUUCACUUGUCAUUAGUGACUUAUUUACCUGUCAUUAGCUAGGUACUUUGAUUUAUAACAUAUAUCGUUCUCUGAAUCUAUAAAUCACAAAAGGUAAGGGUGGCGACAAAUAUUGAGACACUAGAUACCUGGUGAAUCAAGACCAUGAGCCGAGAAGAACAGUCCAUCAGAUUGAAUUGUAGACUUCUCUUCUUUUCUGUGAUGAAGAUGAAAAAGUGAAAUUUGAAUUAACUCUCAUACUCAUUGAACAUCACUUUCUCCCACAUCGAUACCAUCAUCGGAAGUGGAAAAAAAAGUCCUGUAUAUGUCAAAAAUUACCUACUGUUCUGGGAGAGUUAUGUAUUUCAUUAUCUGCUCCAAAAGAAUAACAGAUCAAGAACUCAACACCCCACAGCUUAGAACGCGGCACACAAACGGAGAAUCUUCACGAAUAUAAUAUCGCAGUUGUUCAGAAGGGCACUUGCAUGACUUGUAAUUGUUCAAAAUACAGGGGUUUGCAACUGAAAUAAUAAAGUUGGUAUUGACCAAAAUGACUAAAAAGUUAUUGUCAAAAAAUAUAAAUCGACCCCGUUUAUCCAUUAUCGAAUUUAUUUCAUUUGGCUGAUAUAUACACACUAUACCUGAUGUCAAAAUAUCUAAUUAUAAUAGAUUUGAAAAAUAUCACUAUAGAUAUAGGUGCUUCUAGUACCUGUAUAAUAUCAUGAUUGAACGUAAUAGGAAUCCGUAAAAAAGGUAGAUGUCAUCAAUUCUGUUUAUCCAUAUUUUGUAAUCAGAAUAAUGUAUAAUAUGCAGCCUUAUCUGCUCAUUUUGAAAAUGAUUCGAAUAAGUUUUAUAAAUCGUUAUAUGAAAAUAUUCGUUUUGGUGAUAAAAAUGUACAGUACCUUUUCAGAGUCGAGGAGGGGUAAGACACGAAAUAGUUUUAGGAACUCAAUACCAUGGAAGCAGGGUACUUCCCAUCUAUUAGCUGUUGAAGGUUACCAUUGGGUUGGAACCCCUACUUCCAUGGCCUCCUCAUUUUGCAAUAUAAAAUACUCAAGUAGGUCGGCUUUUGAAGUUUUCGUAGCUUUUUUCAUACAUAUCAUUCCUCGUUUCUUAGUCAAUCCCAAAUGAACCAUUAUCGGAGAAGAUCUUAGACCUUAGCUUUUCGUUUCAUUGCAUUAGAUGUUAUUAUGGAUAUAACUUAGUAUCAAAGCAAAAACUCGCGAGAACUAGGUGAAUUGUGAUUUUUAUCAAAAAACGGAGCAGAAGAAAUAAAUAUCUUCCAUUUCCUAAAACUAUCAUUUCUCAGUAGAGUUUUCGUAGUAUAGUAUUAUCAAUAAGUACUCAGAUAGAUAAUUAUGCAUCCAGCAUUGUUUUGCUAGUUUCCGAGUUAUUAUCUUAGAUCAAAAUAAUUCAUAGACUCUGUAGGUGGGUACUCAUGUUUGGAUGAUGAUAAAAUCUUUGACUGCUAUCUUUAUGCUAUCCACUUUAUCGCAUCCAAGAGAAAACGAGAACCGUAUAUCCGAAUUAAAAACUUGGUGUUCGUCAAAGCGCCACUCUAAUUAUUUUUCAGCUUGUCCGAUGUAAGUCUGAAUCAAAAUGAUUGUGAAGCACAUGAGCAUUUAGAGAAUAUCCGCUGAUGAAACAUGUAGGCAUAUAUGAUUUGAGCCUAGAACUCCAUUUCACUUCGAUAAUGGUUCAUUAUUCCAUCAAGUUUUCGUGAAUGUAUAUAUAGGUAUAUACAGGGUAUUUGAGAUCACUUUUUCUUUGAUGAAAGUACGAAAUCAUGUCACGUAUUUUAUAUGAUAAGUAAACGAAGAAAUAUAAAGAAGUUGUCGUGAGUACACUUUAUUGAAUUCAAUCAUAGAUUAGUUGAAUGCUUUGAUAAAAUGACAAUUUAUAUUGCAAAAUUGAGUAGACAAUUCCUCACCUCGACGAAACAAUUCUAAAUGCUCAUUUAGGGGAGUUGCAUACACAUAUGAACAUAGUCCAACGCAAGUAGUGUGCAAGUGUAUAUAAAGGUCGAAUGUAUGGUAUAUAGAUAAAUUACCGAAAAAAAUGAUAGACUUUGUUGCUACCUUGAAGAUUAAUUAUUAUUAAACACUAAUAAUGAAAUACAAUAAUUUUAUUUCAGUUGUUUAUCGAAAUGUUGAACGUUGUCCCCACUUUUAUAUCAAAAUUUUUUUCAAUAAGUAAAUAAAUGUCAAUUAUAACGUCCAUAUAAACAUAAGUCCCGAUGUAUAAAUCGGUUAUUUCAACUAACUGACGAAUCAUUCGAUGUCAUAGAACAAUCAUCGGUACAAAUAAAUUAUGCUAACGAUAGAAAAUGAUGAUUAUAAAUAAUCUCGUUAAUAUUUUUUGGCACUGAAUAACAUCAAACAUCAUUCGAGAAGGAACCACAAAGUAGGGAAUUGCUGUUCUAGUAGGUAGGAAAAUGCAAAAUUGAACACGAAUGAAAAACGAUAAUCAUAGGUAUACUCACGAUACUUACACAUCUUCGAAAAACUGAGGUAAACAAUGAUUGCUACUCCAAAGGCAUUUUUCAUAACAAUGGUUGUAGAAUCUCAAAUAACCACUAGAUGACCUAAAAUAGAGUAACUGGAUGGUAUUAGUAGGAAAGAGUUCGGACACAACUAAACUGCUGUCCUUUUCUAUUUUCUAUAUUACAAUGGUUUGAGUGAAUAAAAGAAUAAGACAUAUAUUCUGCUCUUCGUCUUCUCUAUUUUCAGAGCUUAUCUUUUCUGUCAAAUCAAUCAUAGCCGUCAAUAGAAAAUAGAAAUAGGGUAUAUUAACACCCACUUCAAUUUAUAGAGAUACGGCAAAUCUAAAAAUGAGAAGAAUGCAUAUAACAACAUUUUAUAGAUACCUAUAUAACGAAAAUGACAAAAUAGACACAUAUA
Phaedon cochleariae (mustard beetle) is the source of this 10900-nucleotide messenger RNA. Lineage: Eukaryota; Metazoa; Arthropoda; Insecta; Coleoptera; Chrysomelidae. The record is from the annotation of a GenBank genome assembly.